AUGGCUCGUGGGAGGAAUGCGAAGCGGAAUAAGAGUACCGCCUCAGUGGGUAGCAAGAAGAAUCGGACGCAAUCGACAACAUCGACGAAAUUUCAGCAAAGUGUUGACGGAUUCAGCGCUUUUAUUGUGUCUGUCUCAAAACUAGGAAAGAAUGGACACGAAUUCACCUGGCACGAUCUAAGAAAGGUUUACCACAAAGAGACGCAACGCCAACUCACUGCUGAAGAACUAAACGCGAUUUUCUCCGCGAAAAGUUUGACGAAAAGAGAAAUCUUCGAGUUGCCGAAAGUGAAGCGAUUCAUGGAAUCUAUGGAUGGUAGUAUGAUGUGCAGAUUCCGGUUGAUUGGAGAACCAGACGGAUAUCAGUCCGAAAAUGACGAUAUUCCUCCACUGAUGUCCACUUCACUCGAAAGCGAUGUCGUCACUCAAAAUUCUACUUCUCCUAAUUUUUCGCAAGCAGCCUCUCCAAUAAUGCCAAACGAGAAAUCCAUUGCCAUUUCCACAGAUUGUGAUGACAAAACUGGUGGUCCAACCUCGGAUUUGAGCAAAUCUGACAAUUCUCCGUCACAAAGAUCUCUUGUACAACAGUCAUCUAUGACUGACGAUGAAGGAUGGGUUUCAGGAAGGGAUACUCGAUCAGAUAAUUCCUCUCCGGUUGAAAUCCACACAGAUAAAGAUGAGGUCGAUGGAGGCUCCAAGAUGGAAUUAGACGACGAAGUGUUUGAAGACGAGCAUAGAAUUGAAGCGGGCAGCGAUAAUGUUGAUGGCCAUCUUGUCACCGAUGUGCUGGUUGUAGAAGAAGCAACUGUUGAGCAAAAAUACAAAGAAGCUGAAAACUCGUAUAUUGCUCCGAUUGUGAUGACCGAAUCUAUAACUGCUGCUUUCGAAGCCGUCAUUCAAUCAGUACAUGCGAAUGCAACUCUUCCUGAAACACAAAAUUCAUCGGCGACGGCGAGAGUGCACGCGACGCCGCGGAAAGUUUUGUCGCCUCCAGUGCCUGCCGAGAGAACGACUGUUUCGUCCGACGAACUGUCCACUGGGGCACCAAUCAAAAGAUUGAUCGAAAAAUUUGACACUGCUGUCAAUUUUGUCGAACAAAAAAUUAAGAGAGAUGGUUCACCUCAGAAGUCGAUUUAUACUCAGGUUCUAGAAGAGAUUAAAGAAACGGAACAUUCCGUAGAUCAAGAGGUUUUGUCAACGAAGACUGAAGAGCAUGAAGAAGCUGAAGUGACUAAUGUCAUAUUCAGAAGCACUUCUACCCACAGCAGCAUAAUUGCUAACGGGAAAGAGCAACUGGCAGAAUUCGUCGCAGAACAAGAAGCAAAACAUAAAGAGAAGCCUGCUACACCAAAAAUCACGAACGCCAACACCACCACAGAGGAAACUGAAAACGCUUUCUGCGCAAAAGAACAGUCUUCUAUGUCAUCGUUGGAUCGUGAAUACUUCGAUUCAAAAACCAAACACAAUCUCGGUGUGAAAGAUCCUGAUGGUUUCCAACUGAAGACUGUUGACAGCUGUGGAAGCGGUCCGGCUUCUUCAGAGAUUAUCACAGUGAUCGAAACUCCUUCAAAAGUUUUAGACGCUAUGAGAAAAAGAACAGACUCUGUUGAGAGCGAUGCCGAUGUACCAUACUCUCUCUGCAGUGAAGACGAAGGCGAACCAAUGACUAUGAUAGAAAAAUCCAUGAAAGCUUCUCAAAGUGCCGAGCAACUAUCCAAACCAAAAGAAGAAGUCAGAGCAAAGACAGUAGUAGUAAAUGUUGAGUUGGAUGGGCAGGCAAAACGAGACUCGAACGAUACAAACGCAGUUCAUGUCAAGGAUAGGGUUGCUGCUCUUCAAGCUCUGGUCGUUGACAAAUCCGUUCCUAUCGCCAAAAUUGACAGUCUCGACAAAGAAGAAGUUCUAGUGCUUAGCCGUAACGAAGAGCUACCACACAUUGCACUUGAAGCGAAGCCAGCAACUGGAACCAUCCGUCGCCGACAUGUCAGAUUCAUGCGUGGAUGCUGUGUUGUUCAGUAA
Messenger RNA from Caenorhabditis remanei, 2019 nucleotides. RefSeq lists its product as uncharacterized. Lineage: Eukaryota; Metazoa; Nematoda; Chromadorea; Rhabditida; Rhabditidae. The record is from RefSeq and is a predicted model, not a curated record. The transcript has 9 exons. Bases 1 to 2019 code for a protein of 672 amino acids.